UAUUGAGCAAAUGUGCAAUAUUUUGGAGAAAAAGGUUUGAAGGGAAAGUAGGUUAACUUAUCGCUUACUUGAAACAGCGGGUGGCCUCUAUCAAAGUGAUAUUGCUUAAAUGGCGGAGAAAAAAAUCUUCGGAGUGAAAGUAGGUUAACCUAUCUCGUAAAGCGGGAGAUGACUUUCAAAGUAAUAUUGUGCAAUAUUUUGGAGAAAAAGGUUUGAAGGGAAAGUAAGUUAGCCCUUUUUUUUCACAACACAACAAUCGAUAAAGAAUGAAAAAGGGAGCCGGAGAAACAUGACGUCAAACAAUCUUAUAAAACUGGAAGAGGAGCGACUACUUUUAAGCAUAUUCUAUCGAACGAGGAAGCGUGGUUAAAGCGAUAGCGCCCAGAUUUGACCUACCUACGAGGAUGGAAAAAGCAUGGCAGAGAAAAAGAAACAACGGCAUGAUAUUUUAGCGCUUGACGCUUGGCCGGAGAAAUGGAAAAGAGAGUUUCCAUAUAUUAUACACGAUAAGAAAACAGGAACCGCAAUCUGCACGUAUGUUACUUACAUUUCUGAGUUCAUUAUAAGAAAAUCAGACAAUAUGGACCUUUGAUCGAAGAAUUCACAAACAAGGAGGCAGUAGUGAUGGAAUGGCAGAAUCUUCGUCAUGAUCUGCAUAUUCUCCAAAUACCGGCUAUGGAGAACGUAUGCAAGUACUUAGCGGCAGCGCCCGAGUACCCAUGCUUUCAAGUGCUGGGCAAAGUCCUACAAGUUUUCGCAGCCGGUACCUCGGGGGCCGAACGAGGGUUUUCUUCAAUAAACAUAAUUAAGACGAAACACAGGAAUAGGCUUAGCAGCAGACACCUAACAAUGCUUGUGAGAUGUGGCGAGGAGACAUCCAUAAAAGCAGACAAAGCGGAAUCAUUCUUCAAGGAUGUCUUGCAACAUUGGAAAGAUUCCAAGCUACGUCGCCACGAACAGGCUGCAGAAGCCACGCCAUCCGUUUUCAUUCGUUCGCUUUUGUAUUUUUAUUUGUGAAUAAAACAAAUGUGUGAACUGUGCAAUUUUAUUACUUGAUAUCGAAGCCUUGUAACUUUCUCUCGUUGAAAACAAGGGUUGACCCCCGAGAUAUUUGGUGGGCCACUCAUGCAAAAUGU
Messenger RNA from Styela clava, 1136 nucleotides. NCBI's taxonomy places the organism in Eukaryota, Metazoa, Chordata, Ascidiacea, Stolidobranchia, Styelidae. The record is from RefSeq and is a predicted model, not a curated record.